This is a messenger RNA of Talaromyces stipitatus ATCC 10500, 546 nucleotides long. RefSeq lists its product as uncharacterized. Bases 1 to 546 code for a protein of 181 amino acids. NCBI's taxonomy places the organism in Eukaryota, Fungi, Ascomycota, Eurotiomycetes, Eurotiales, Trichocomaceae. The record is from RefSeq and is a predicted model, not a curated record. The transcript is spliced from 2 exons.
AUGGCGCGUAAAGGCCCUGGUACAGAUGGCCCUCUACAGACAGCCCUACUGGAAUCCACGUCCGCAGCCACGACAAGAGCUUCUGAAGGACAGAAGAUCUUCAGCCCUAUAGCUGCAUUCCUCGAUAAACACCGCAGCCAAACCACCGGCCUGGCCCCUCACCUACUGAGAGCCCUCACCGCUCUAAGCGAUGACCUCGCCUCAGUAGCCCAACGACAUUUUAGCACCUAUAUCAGCGGUCUUGAACAGUCGACUUAUGCGACUAUUACCCAAUAUGCCCUGGUCAAAUCAACUCCUACUACUCACUCCAAAGCCUAUGUUAAAAAGCCUAUACCUCUGGUGAAACAACCCCUUCCUGACAACCGGCUCUUCGUACGCCUCCCAGCUGACCAUGCAGCUAGAAAAAUGGAAGCCUACGCUAUCUACUCUAGCCUACGGUCUCAACUAAACUCAAACAGUUUAGCACUAAAAGAAGUUCAAGUCAUAAAGACUGGUUUUGCACUAUGUCCCUCAUCCCCAGAAGCCCUCCUAACCCUUGAGGUCUAA